GGAGGUGAUUCUGUCGUGCUGUGCAAAACAGCACCGACUCGUUCCAGUCUGAAUAUUUCCGUGGAUGCUUAUUGGAACUCUGGGAAAACCACGCCAACGCUUUUGGAUCCCUCUCCAGCUGGGGUCGUGAUUGAUCCGAAUGGAAGAUAUGAAAACGGAGACAUGUAUUGCUCAUUUUCGCAAAGUGUCCAGACGACAGUCGCCAGUAACAAAUUUGACUUGUACAAGGAAAGCUACUUUGUUUUGCUGGCUGCUGGACCGAUCCGUAACGAUGGAACUCUAGCUAUUCACACAGUGCGAGGAGCUCCGGGAAGUGCAGUAAAUUUGACAAGCGUGGAAGGAGCCGAUCUGACCGGGGAAGCCCUGGAAUUGGCACACGGAGUGUUGAUGAUUUUCGCUUGGGUUGCAGCGGCAUCUAGCGGGAUGCUCGCCGCCAGAUAUUACAAACGGACCUGGGUUGCUUCAACCCUCCUCGGAAAAGCUGUGUGGUUUACGAUUCAUCGAGGCUUGAUGGCACUUACGUGGAUUCUGACAAUCGUGUCAUUCCUCAUUAUUGUGAUAAAAGAACAAGGAUUUGAAAAGGGUUACCAUCCCACAAUCGGGAUCAUCGUAUUGGUUCUGACUUUCAUUCAACCGUUCUUGGCCGCAAUAAGGUGCAGCCCCAACAACCCGAAAAGGAUCUGGUUCAACUGGUCCCAUUGGCUCAUCGGAAGUUUGGCUCACAUUCUUGCGUGUGUUAAUAUUUUCCUGGCAUUCGAUCUUUGGCAAGCAUCUGAAAUCGGUUACUACAUUUUCGGGGCGUUCGUGAUCUUCUACUGCCUUUCCCACGUCGGCUUGCAGUUUCAAAGAUACAUGAUUGAGAAAAGCGAAAGAAACAGCACUUCUCCAGUGGUCGAUGGGAAAAGCGACUACGAUCUCUUGGCGUCCAAAGAAGCAAGUGGCUCAGGACUGAGAAGAAUGAUGUUCGGACUCACAAUAGUCGUCAACGUCGGAGUGUCAAUUGCACUGUGCUUGGUUUUCUCUCGCAGCAUAGGAGGAGAACCUCUUACCGAAUGGACAGACGCUACGUAGAGACAAAAUACCGCCCUAAUGUAUAUGUCUUAUAUUAUGCUCCGAUCGCGGUUUUCAUCAGCACAGGAACGAGCUGCAUACCGGUGCAAAAACCCAGAUUCGGCGGUGAAGAAAAUGAAUUGCGGAUUCGAUGUGAAUUGAUGUUCUCAAGAAAGGAUUGGAUGGAGGAAUCUGGAGGGACUUUGUUAAGUGUUUCAAAUUCAUGUAUUCAUCAAAAGGAAAUCAUUAAUGCUGGAUGCAGCAUAUAUGCGCAGUUGCGCACACACAGGAAUUUAACGAAGUGAAACAAUUUCUAAUCGUUUAAUCCCGGAAUAAAAAUAAAUUGAAAUUUAAUACGGGAAAUAAAUGCUACGAAUUUCAACUGCAAAAAUUAUAAAAAGGCAUGCUAUGAAUUCAGAGCUUUAAAACCAAUGGCAUUGGCGUGUAAUCCUGGCGCCCAUGAGUUGGACCCUCUGGAACGAAAGAUUUGCGCUAUCUUUGGUACGAAGUCGAACAAGAAACCGUAACUCCUUCCUAUUCUACUGCUCAAUCUCAAAAUUCGAACGCAAUGAUUUCAAAAUGAACUUACGGCGAAAAACAAGUCAAAAAGCGUUUUUUUUUUUUUGAUUUUAUGGCACAAACACAAAGGGACAAAUGCAUUUUUCUGCAUCAUCGAUCACUCGUCAUAGUGAUUUCCGGGAUUUGAAGAAAUGCCCACCCCUGUUUUGUAAAUUCUUGAUGGUAAUAGCCUAUUUGAUCAGGGGUGAAAAUUUUGGAUUUGAUUUUGCAGUCUCGAAGACACAUCGUCGACAAAAUAUACAUUUCAAGCAUUCAAAGAUUAACGACAAAAUA
Molecule: messenger RNA, 1902 nt
Organism: Notodromas monacha
Lineage: Eukaryota; Metazoa; Arthropoda; Ostracoda; Podocopida; Cyprididae
Source: the annotation of a GenBank genome assembly